UGUGCUCCUCUGCGACAGAGGAGCUCAUACAAGGAAGAGUGGAGAAGAGCCAAACAUCACGAGAACGUCUCAGACACGACGCGCAAGACCUUGGCAAGUUUUAUUCGCCAGACACUGACUGGAAAAUCUUGUGCAAUGUUGAUGAGGAAACUUAAACCCUGACUGCAACUCGCUGUAUUUUGGUUAUCCGGACACUAAUAUCUUGGGAAAGGGCUCCAGACCAAAAGCAUCGAUGUGAGAUUGUGUACGUUGAGACUGCCUUUGACUGAGGAAGCGCCCCCCCUGUGCAAAAAAACCUCCCUCGCUUCACAAUGAAGGCCUUCGCUUUACUGUGCUUCCUGAUGGCUGUGGAGGUUGAGGCCUCUCGGUUCAUCCGGGACUCCCCGACUGUGCCUGACACUUCUGAAGUCUUCAAGAAUAAUGCGUCCGUCUCUCGCCAACCCCCACAGCCGGCCCGACCGAGGGGUUCCUUCCCCCCAAUGUGCUUAAAACCCACAGAGAUUAAGCACGCCUUCAAGUAUGUGAACACCAUUGUGUCUUGCCUGAUCUUUGUGGUCGGGAUCAUUGGGAACUCCACCCUGCUCAGAAUUAUAUACAAGAACAAGUGUAUGAGGAAUGGACCCAAUGUCCUAAUUGGCAGCCUGGCACUGGGGGACCUACUUUAUAUCAUAAUCGCCAUCCCCGUCAAUGUCUAUAAGCUCAUAGCAGAGGACUGGCCAUUUGGAGUAUAUGUCUGCAAGAUGAUCCCAUUCAUUCAAAAAGCUUCAGUGGGUAUCACUGUUCUCAGCCUGUGUGCUCUAAGUGUGGACCGCUACCACGCAGUGACAUCAUGGAGCAGGGUGAAGGGGAUGGGCAUCCCUGUGUGGAAAGCAGUGGAGGUGAUACUCAUUUGGGUGAUUGCUUUGCUACUAGCAGUCCCCGAGGUGCUGGCGUUUGACAUGCUGGAGAUGCCGUAUAGAGGCAACAAGCUGCGCGUAUGUCUGCUACAUCCAGAGCAGAGCUCCAACUUUAUAAAGUUCUACCAAGAUGCAAAAGACUGGUGGCUGUUUGGCUUCUACUUCUGCCUACCACUUGCCUGCACAGGAAUCUUUUACACCCUCAUGUCCUGUGAGAUGCUGAGUCAAAAGAAAGGCAUGCGAAUUGCACUCAAUGACCACAUGAAACAGAGGAGGGAAGUGGCCAAGACAGUGUUCUGCCUUGUGUUGAUUUUUGCUCUCUGCUGGCUGCCACUUCACCUCAGCCGUAUUCUGAAGAAAACAGUCUAUAACCAAGAUGACCCCAACCGCUGUGAACUCCUCAGCUUCCUCUUAGUGAUGGAUUACAUCGGCAUCAACAUGGCUUCCCUGAACUCCUGCAUUAACCCCAUUGCCCUCUACUUUGUCAGUCGGAAGUUCAAAAACUGCUUUCAGUCUUGCCUGUGCUGCUGGUGCUAUGGAACAUCUACACUAGAUGAGCGAGGUUCCAUCCCAGGUUGGAAGGGCUCCUGUCAUGGCAAUGGACUAGAUCGCUCCAGCUCCCGCUCCAGUCAGAAAUACACAAGCGCCUCAUAAAUAUACAGUACAUGCACACUUA
Messenger RNA from Hippocampus comes (tiger tail seahorse), 1572 nucleotides. Its product is annotated as endothelin B receptor-like. NCBI's taxonomy places the organism in Eukaryota, Metazoa, Chordata, Actinopteri, Syngnathiformes, Syngnathidae. The transcript has 8 exons. Gene Ontology annotation, biological process: regulation of blood pressure; developmental pigmentation; endothelin receptor signaling pathway. The coding region runs from base 312 to 1550 and encodes 412 amino acids. The record is from RefSeq and is a predicted model, not a curated record. Gene Ontology annotation, molecular function: endothelin receptor activity. Gene Ontology annotation, cellular component: plasma membrane.